Messenger RNA from Xenia sp. Carnegie-2017, 1277 nucleotides. RefSeq lists its product as uncharacterized. The record is from RefSeq and is a predicted model, not a curated record. The coding region runs from base 48 to 1277 and encodes 409 amino acids. The transcript is spliced from 4 exons. Lineage: Eukaryota; Metazoa; Cnidaria; Anthozoa; Malacalcyonacea; Xeniidae.
AACGGUCAAUUGUGUCAACCAGCAAAGGGAAAGAAAUCAAUUUAAAAAUGAACAGAGACCUAUUCGCUCGGCUAUUGAUGAUAGCUAAGACCCGUGAAAUUGACAUUGCAAAUGUUUUGUCGUACAGUCUUGGCACGUACCCGCUUUCCUUGGCAACCACUUCUGGAAGUCUUGUUAAAACAACCAAAUCCAAGUUAUUUGAAAUUUUUGAAGGUGACCACCUCACGUGCAAGUUUAAUGGAGAACACUGUGAUAACAAUGCACUCAUUGUCGAUGCCAUGGCUCUUAUCCAAACAAUGAAGAGCAAAUGGAAAACGUUUGGAGAAUUCUGCGAUGCUAUUUUUAAUAACGUAUUAAAGUUGGCCAAAGACUGGAAGGCAACAAGAGUUGACUUUGUUGCGGAUAGAUACCUUCCCACAAGUAUAAAGGAAUCGGAAAGGAACAGAAGAUCCGAAAACACUGGAAUUCAGAAAAUUCGUGUAUUCGACAAAAACCAACAUGUUCCAAAGCAGUGGAAAAAGUUUCUUGCUCUGGGCGAAAACAAAGAGUCUUUGAUCCAGUUUCUUUGUGAACACUGGGGCAAUUACGUAUCAUCUUGUCUCGGACAUCUGUCAUCGUUGUAUGUAACGUCGAAGGAUAAAUGCUAUUGCAUUACUCGAGCUAGAUCAGAUGAGGAUAAAGUGGAAUGCAAUGAAAUGUAUGAAUUGGAGUGUAAUCACGAGGAAGCUGACACUCGGCUCUUACUACAUGCAAAUCAUGCUAAAGAAACCAACGAAAGAAUCAUAAUCAAAAGCCAAGAUACAGACGUUUUUGUGUUGUCGAUCGCCAUGCAACGAAUUAUUAACAAAGAAAUAUGCUUCAUGACUGGAACAGGAAAUAACUUCCGCUUGAUUUCUAUACAAACUAUUGUAGAAGAAAGUGAUGAAAAUCUUAGUCAAAGCUUGCUAGGUUUCCAUGCCUUUACUGGAUGUGACACCACCAGUUCUUUUAUGGAAAGGGCAAAAGACAGCGUGGAACAUUCUUCUACAUUUGUUUGUUUAUUGUACGGUGACAAGGAUUCUGAGGACGUCAACAAAUGUCGGCUCUCAUUGUUCAAGGCAGGAAAAUGUUCAGAUGAGCAACUACCACCAACUUGUGACAGUUUGCUGCAACAUAUUCGUCGGUCAAACUACCAAGCGGCGAUUUGGCGUUCCUGUUUACAACCUCAAAUGGAUAUUCCUCCUCCGGAUGAAAAUGGGUGGAAAACAAUUGACGGAAACUGCAAAUCGUAUGGAUGA